UCUCAGUUCUCUCAGAUUAGUUUCUGCCAUUGCUGAACUGUGAACAUUUUCAGUUAUCUCUCACUCACUCUAAUCUACGCAAGAGCUACGCACACUGUAGAGAUGGAGGCGAGGAGGCCUUUCCUCUUGCUUUCUCUUUCACUCCUUUUCUUCAUCUACCCGACCAAUGCUCAGAUGCCCGGUUUUGUAAGCAUAGACUGUGGAGGGAAGGAGAAUUUCACGGAUGAUAUUGGUCUUGAGUGGAUUCCUGAUGAUCAAUUUAAUUAUGGUGAAACAGCUAAUAUAUUUGUUGCAAAUGCGACUCAAAAGCAAUAUAUGACACUGCGGCACUUCCCAGCAGAUAACAGAAAGUAUUGUUAUACUCUCAAUGUUGUGACUAGAACACGUUACCUUGUAAGGACAACAUUCUUGUAUGGUAACUUUGACAACAAUAAUGUGUACCCAAAAUUUGAUUUAUCAUUGGGGGCUACUCAUUGGUCGACAAUUGUGAUUUCGGAUGCUAAUACUAUUGAGGUUCGAGAGUUGAUAUUCUUGGCUUCUUUUCCCACAAUUAGUGUGUGUUUAUCCAAUGCUACAACUGGGAAGCCAUUUGUCUCUACACUUGAGCUUCGGCAAUUUAAUGGUUCAGUUUACUAUACAGAUUUCGAAAAUCAGUUUUUCCUUAGCACAUCUGCAAGAAUUAACUUUGGUGCAGAGAGUGAUGCUCCAGUGAGGUAUCCAGAUGAUCCAUUUGAUAGAAUAUGGGAGUCUGAUUCUUUGAAGAAGGCAAACUAUCUUGUAGAUGUUGCUGCAGGCACUAAGAAAAUCUCGACCAUCAUGCCUAUUGAUGUUAAUAGAAAUGACAGACCACCUGAAAAAGUGAUGCAGACAGCUGUUGUUGGUACAAGUGGACUGUUGACAUACCGCUUGAACUUGGAUGGCUUCCCAGGUUUUGGGUGGGCAUGCACAUACUUCGCUGAAAUUGAAGAUUUGAGUCCAAAUGAGACUAGGAAAUUUAGGCUUAUCCUCCCUGGCGCACCUGACAUCACCAAAGCUGCAGUCAAUAUUCAAGAAAAUGCCCAGGGGAAAGAUCGACUGUACCAACCAGGAAUACCCAACAUAUCACUUCCCUUUAUAUUGAGUUUUCAAUUCCAAAAAACGUCUGACUCAUCCAGGGGACCGCUCUUGAAUGCUAUGGAGAUAAAUAAGUACUUGCGGAUAAAUGAUGGUUCUCUUGAUGGAACAGUUAUUGCCGAUCUAGUUUCACACUACUCAGCUGCAGAUUGGGCCCAAGAGGGUGGUGAUCCAUGCUUGCCAGUUCCAUGGUCAUGGGUGCAAUGUAACUCGGAUCCACAGCCAAGGAUAGUUUCAAUUUUUUUGUCGAGGAAGAAUUUGACAGGAAAUAUUCCUUUGGAGCUGACAAAAUUGACAGGCUUAGUUGAGUUAUGGCUUGAUGGAAACUCGCUCACAGGUCCAAUACCUGCUUUUACUGGAUGCAUAAACUUGAAAAUAAUUCAUCUUGAGAACAAUCAGUUGAGUGGUGAGCUGCCUUCGUCUUUAGCAGACCUACAGGAGUUGAAGGAAUUAUAUAAUAGUUUAUCUGGAACAGUUCCGAGCAGUCUUCUUGAAAAGAAUCUGAUUUUGAAUUAUUCAGGAAAUAUCAAUCUUCAUAAAGGAGGGAAUCAAAGGAGCCACAUGAAAGUAGUUAUUGGAUCAUCCGUUGGUGCUGCCGUGCUGUUUAUUGCUGCCAUAAUAUCUUAUAUAUUUAUGCGUAAGGGAGCGGAGAAAUAUUAUAAGGAAGAGAAGCUUCCUCCUCCGCUGCCUGGCCAGAGACUAAUAUCUUCCUUGAGUGAUGUUGCUACUGAAGCUGCACAUUGCUUUGCAUUUUCUGAAAUCGAAGAUGCCACCAAGAAAUUUGAGAAGAAAAUUGGUUCAGGGGGCUUUGGAGAGGUUUACCAUGGGAAGAUGAAAGAUGGAAAGGAAAUUGCAGUCAAAGUUCUAACCAGUAAUUCCUAUCAGGGGAAGCGUGAAUUUUCAAAUGAGGUAACUCUACUUUCUAGAAUACAUCACCGGAACCUGGUUCAAUUUCUCGGGUACUGUCAAGAACAAGGGAAGAGUAUCCUUGUUUAUGAGUACAUGCAUAAUGGAACUCUGAAAGAACAUCUUUAUGGACCUUUAACAUGUGAGAAAAGCAUCAGUUGGCUCAAGCGCCUAGAGAUUGCUGAAGAUGCUGCAAAAGGGAUUGAGUAUCUUCAUACAGGCUGUAUUCCGACCAUCAUCCAUAGGGAUCUGAAAAGCAGUAACAUCCUUCUUGACAAGCACAUGAGAGCAAAGGUCUCAGACUUUGGCCUAUCGAAACUUGCAGUAGAUGGAGCUUCUCAUGUCUCGAGCAUUGUUCGGGGAACCGUAGGAUAUCUAGAUCCUGAGUAUUACGUCUCUCAGCAGUUGACAGACAAGAGUGAUGUAUAUAGUUUUGGUGUUAUUCUUCUUGAGCUCAUAUCUGGUCAAGAAGCAAUAUCGAAUGAGAACUUUGGUGUUAACUGCCGUAACAUUGUCCAGUGGGCAAAAACACACAUUGAGAGUGGGGACAUUCAAGGAAUCAUUGACCCCUCGCUACAGAAUGAAUUUGAGAUCCAAUCAGUGUGGAAGAUUGCUGAGAAAGCAAUGAUGUGUGUUCAAUCCCACGGGAGUAUGAGACCUUCGAUAUCAGAAGUGCUGAAGGAAGUUCAGGAUGCAAUCUUGAUUGAAAGGGGAGCAGAAGUGAGAAGAGAAGGUAACUCUGAUGAUAUGUCAAGAGGCUCUAUGCACUCUUCCAUCAACAUUGGAUCCAUUAAUCUGAGAAUGGCUGAGCCAUUAGUUUCCUUCGAUGAGUCCAUUGGUCAUCCAACAGCUCGAUAAGUCGCUUUAUCCAUCUAAGUGUGUAAUUUCUUAUUAUUUUCUCCCUCAGUCCUGGUUUUGAAGUAUGGGCUGGAGUAAUAGAAGCAGCUUAAUGCACUUCAUACGCUUGAGAUAGGUAGA
This is a messenger RNA of Telopea speciosissima, 2997 nucleotides long. RefSeq names its product probable LRR receptor-like serine/threonine-protein kinase At1g67720. NCBI's taxonomy places the organism in Eukaryota, Viridiplantae, Streptophyta, Magnoliopsida, Proteales, Proteaceae. Gene Ontology annotation, biological process: protein phosphorylation. The record is from RefSeq and is a predicted model, not a curated record. The transcript has 15 exons. Gene Ontology annotation, molecular function: protein kinase activity; protein binding; ATP binding. Bases 103 to 2877 code for a protein of 924 amino acids.